AUGGUUAAAUUCUGCGAUGAAUGGACAUUCAGUGUGGAUGCGAAUCGACUUUAUGACUUUGUCAAUGAUUCGAGUGCUAGAUCUACCGACUUCGCUGCUAACGAGAGAGGGACCAAUACAUCUCUGGAUGGCUAUGGUAGAGAAUACACAAACUCAAGUGUCGACAUUUUCAACGAAGAAAGGGUUCACCUUCAACUACCGGAUAGAACCCUUGCGUAUAUCAUUUUCAUGGGUUUACAAGACAGCAUUCAGAGGUCUGAAGGUGUACGGCAAAGCAAUCAUGACUACAUUCUUGAAGCUAUUGGCGAACUUCACAAAAAUCAUGGCGAUGGAGGUCUACUAGAAAUAUUUCUUGCCUUACGAAACAACGAAGAUCAGAAAUUGGCCGAAUACGCAGAUCAGUAUGUUGGGAGAAUGCUCGAUGAAUUGCCUAUCACCGAACAUGGCAAGGUGACCCAGUUCCCAGGUCUUUUCACGAUAGUGGAUGGAAUAGAAACUUUUCAUCCUGAUCUAUCUCAGGCGUGGCUCGAGCACUUGAGUAGAAAGUAG
Molecule: messenger RNA, 549 nt
Organism: Plasmopara halstedii
Lineage: Eukaryota; Oomycota; Peronosporomycetes; Peronosporales; Peronosporaceae
Exons: 1
Coding region: 1-549 (182 amino acids)
Source: RefSeq, a predicted model, not a curated record